Pelmatolapia mariae (spotted tilapia) is the source of this 875-nucleotide messenger RNA. RefSeq names its product complement C1q-like protein 4. The coding region runs from base 222 to 674 and encodes 150 amino acids. Lineage: Eukaryota; Metazoa; Chordata; Actinopteri; Cichliformes; Cichlidae. Gene Ontology annotation, molecular function: protein binding. The record is from RefSeq and is a predicted model, not a curated record. The transcript has 6 exons.
CAGAAGCUAAGUUCGUUGCAACAUGGCAAAUUGAACCUCCCCCACCCUAAUUCAGAUAUGGCCUUUGGAACUAUUUUGGUCUUCAUGUGAAGUAUGACACUGAAGCACAGGCAGCUAAGGUCAGAGAACUGGAGUUACAAAAGACGGAGUUGGACAAGCUGAAGGAACAGCACGAAGCACAAGCAGCUAAGGUGAAAGAAUUGGAGUUGCUAAGGGCAGAAAUGGAUAAGCUGAAGCAAGAGAGCCAAGCACAGGGAGGAGAGCUGAUCACCAUUAAAAGUAGGGCAAACAUCACAGAAAACCAGGUGGAGGUCCUGAAGAGAGAAGCAGAAGUCAAACGUGUGGCUUUCUCAGCCUCUCUGUUAGGCACAGGCUCACAAAAUAUUGGACCAUUUAACACACACAUGCCUCUGGUCUUCAAAUAUGUUGUUUCCAAUAUUGGAAAUGCCUAUAAUUCGCACACAGGUUCCUUCACUGCACCAGUAAGAGGAGCGUACCACUUUGAAUUCUACGUAUAUGGAGAUCAUUCACAUCCUUCAGGGGCUGUUUUGGUCAAGAAUGGAGAGCACAUCUUUAUGGCAUACCAACAUUCGACCAGUGCUCAUUCAGUCAGUUCUUCUAAUGGUGUCACAUUGCUAUUAGAGGUAGGAGAUGUUGUGUUUUUGCGACUGUGAAUUAACACUUGGAUUCUUGACAAUGAAAACCGGCACAGCACCUUCAGUGGACAUCUGCUUUUCCCCAUGUGAGAAGAAAAACAGCCUAAGAUACCAGUGCAAGCACACUCUACCAGUGUAUUAGUUACUCUGCAUUUUUACUACAUAUGAAGCUGACUGAGCACAUCGAUCGAGUGUUUGAAAACUGAAUUAAAAAUGCUU